Messenger RNA from Erythranthe guttata (spotted monkey flower), 2516 nucleotides. RefSeq names its product Vps51/Vps67 family (components of vesicular transport) protein. Lineage: Eukaryota; Viridiplantae; Streptophyta; Magnoliopsida; Lamiales; Phrymaceae. The record is from RefSeq and is a predicted model, not a curated record. Gene Ontology annotation, biological process: Golgi to plasma membrane transport; intracellular protein localization; exocytosis. Gene Ontology annotation, cellular component: exocyst.
UGAAAUUAAUCACAGAAGAUCGAUUUGAUAAAACAGUAAGAAAGGGGGAGAAAAAAUAAGAAUGGAAAAAGGGUCUUUCUCGUCGAGUAAAGGAUCCGACUCGGCCGAUUUCGAGGCCGAGUUGACCCUGAGCGACAAGCUCAAAGUCUUCAAAACCUCCAAUUUCGAUCCCCAGAAUUAUGUCACCAACCACUGCGGUGCCAUGAGCGAAAAGGAAAUUAGGCACCUAUGCAUUUACCUUGUGGGCUUGAAGAAGGCCUCUGCGGAAGAAAUGAGAAAGAGUGUUUAUGCCAAUUAUGCAUCAUUCAUAAGAACAUCAAAAGAAAUUUCCGAUCUAGAAGGAGAGCUAGUCUCCUUAAAGAACCUCCUAUCUUCGCGCGCAAACAUUAUCCACGACAUAGCAGACGGUGUUCAAGUAGAAUCGCUCCACGACGGAACCGACCAAUCAAGAGACGACUCAUCCACCGUAGAUUUCGAAGACAGAGAGCCCACAAACUUCGAUCAAUGGCUCUCGAAAUUCACCGAGAAUCUCGAAGUCCUAUUGGCCGAGAGAAGAGUCGAAGAAGCCCUAUCCGCACUUGACGAAGCCGAAAACGUAGCAGCACAAGACCAACUAACCCCCACAGCACUCCUCUCUCUCCAAAACUCCAUCAUGGAAAACCGGCAGAAACUUGCCGACCAAUUAGCAGAAGCCACCUGUCAGCCCUCCACAAACGGCUUCGAGCUCCGCUCCUCUGUUCAAGCAAUGAAACGGCUAGGCGACGGCCCACGAGCCCACACCUUACUACUAAAGUCACACCAGCAAAAACUGCAGAGGAACGCGCAGUCUAUUAACCCUUCGAGCGCUGCUUACGGCACUGCAUACACAACCGCACUUUCGCAUCUCGUUUUCUCAACUAUAGCCCAAGCAGCAAAUGAUUCUUUAUCUAUAUUCGACGACGAACCAGCUUUCACCUCUGAGCUGGUCACUUGGGCUGUAAAUCAAACUCAGGCGUUCGCACAGCUUCUCAAGAAAAACGUUGUGGCUGCCCCUGCAGCAUCUGGUUGUUUAAGGAUAGUUACUGAGUGUGUUCAUGUCUGCUUAGGGCAUUGCUUGUUGUUAGAAGACCGUGGAUUGGCGCUUUGUCCGACAUUAUUGAGAAUCUUUAGGCCGUUUUUGGAACAAGCACUUAAUGCGAAUUUGAAAAGAAUCGAUUUAAGCACCGCUGCUAUUGCAGCUUCUGAUGAUUGGUCGCUGUCUUAUCCGCCUGUUGCUGGCCGUGGGUGGGGCGCUGCAGCUGCUUCUGUUACUAGUGUGGUGGCUUCCCAGCAGAAGCUUUCGAGCAGCGCUCAUAGAUUCAAUACUAUGAUUCAGGAGCUGUGUGAGGAUAUUGGCUCUCUCGAGAUCCUGCAGCUAUCCGAACAAGCUUUGGAAGGCGUUCUUCAAUCGUUCAACUCCUACGUGAACAUGAUGAUAAACGCGUUUCCUGGUUCGGUAGAAACCGAAAACUUGGAAGGUUCCGGAAGGAGGAUAGUUAAAAUGGCCGAGAGUGAGACACAGCAGAUCGCCUUGAUGGCGAACGCGUUGUUAUUGGCCGACGAGCUUCUUCCUCGAGCAACAAUGAAGCUUUCGUCAGGUAAUAGAAGUGAUGUUGACCAGUCAAGGAGAGGCUCGGACAGGCAGAGCCGUAUGCCUGAGCAGAGAGAACUGAAGAGAAGGCUUCAACGGCUGGUUGAUCAGCUGAGAGAUAGCUUCUGCCGCCAGCAUGCACUUGAGCUUAUAUUUACCGAAGAUGGCGGCGUUCGAUUGAGCGCUGACAUGUACUUGAGUAUGGAUGAAGGGAGAGAAGAACCCGAAUGGUUUCCUUCUCCUAUUUAUCAGGAAUUGUUUGUGAAGUUGACUAGUAUAGCAAGUAUUGCAUCUGAUAUAUUCGUGGGAAGGGAAAGAUUUGCCACUAUUCUCUUGAUGAGAUUUACAGAGACAGUGAUAUUAUGGUUCUCCGACGAUCAAAGUUUCUGGGAAGAAAUCGAAGCUGGUGAAAGGGCGUUAGGACCACUCGGGCUUCAACAGUUUUAUUUGGAUAUGGAGUUUGUGAUACUUUUUGCGUCUCAAGGGCGUUACUUGUCUCGAAAUCUGCAUCAAGUGAUGAAGAACAUUAUUGCAAGAGCCAUUGAAGCAGUUCAGGCAAAUAAUAUUGAUCCAUACAGUGUGUUGCCUGAGGAUGAGUGGUUCGCUGACGUGGCGCAAAUCGCGAUAAAAAUGCUGACGGGGGAAGCCAGUUUCGAACAUGCUGAGAGGGAUAUGAACAGUCCAACAGCAUCAGCAAGAUCUCCAUCAUCUGCCCAUUCUCCUGGAAGUGCAUAGACAGUUUCAAUUUUAACUUUACCUUAAAAAAAUUGUACUCAAGUUCAAUCGAGUUUCGACAUACAUUAAUCGAACCAAAUACGAGUUGCACGAUUCUUUUAUUCAUAUUUAUGUCGUGAACCAAACUCAAUUUCAAUUAGCUUUCAGUGGUCAAUGCCGAUCGCCAUGAUUA